Molecule: messenger RNA, 666 nt
Organism: Colletotrichum scovillei
Lineage: Eukaryota; Fungi; Ascomycota; Sordariomycetes; Glomerellales; Glomerellaceae
Exons: 2
Coding region: 1-666 (221 amino acids)
Biological process (GO): peptidyl-proline hydroxylation to 4-hydroxy-L-proline
Cellular component (GO): endoplasmic reticulum
Molecular function (GO): L-ascorbic acid binding; procollagen-proline 4-dioxygenase activity; iron ion binding
Source: RefSeq, a predicted model, not a curated record
AUGUAUUGGGUGUUACUCUUUCAACCGAAGGAGAAGACAUAUUCAAUUCGAAUCUUGAGCUAUGACCCACUGAUUAUAUAUGUUGUUGGGUUUCUGUCAUGGGUAGAAAGAGCCUAUUUAUUGCGUCUUGGGAAGCCGUUAUUUGAGAGAUCGACAGUAUACAACAAUGGCGUUCAAGAGGUAGAUAUGGAUCGAACAAGCAGCACCGCAUAUCUUCCUGACGGAGAUCGUAUUGUCCAGCGAAUCAUCAGACGAGCCUCCGAGAUUCAGGGCUACACGAAGGAGAGCCUUCAUGAAUCGCUACAACUGACGCGAUAUGGCCCCGGCCAGCUCUUCCGUCCCCACGUAGACCCUCUUGAGGACAGUGCCAACAAGACCUUGACCCACCGACUCACAACGAUUUUCGCAAUCGUCGAAGCCACAUGCGAUAGGUGUGGGACCCAGUUUCCAAAUAUCCGCAUCAAUUGGACAUUGGAAGAUCCAGGCUGGUGCAAAUAUGUAGAAUGUGGCGACGUCGUGGCCCUCACAGUCAAGGCUGUCCCCGGUAAUGCAGUAUUUUGGAAGAGCUGGACGAACUCAGGGAGACUCGACCCUAGAACACUCCACGCUGGAUUACCUCCUGAAAGAGGGAUCAAGACUGGUCUUAACAUAUGGACUCAUGGCUAG